Molecule: messenger RNA, 870 nt
Organism: Knipowitschia caucasica
Lineage: Eukaryota; Metazoa; Chordata; Actinopteri; Gobiiformes; Gobiidae
Source: the annotation of a GenBank genome assembly
AUGUUUUCAUCUCUAGGUCAUGGAACAAUCUUCUUUACAUUUUCUCAUGAACUGAUUGAAGAGUACUAUUUCAUCAACCAGUCCAAAAGCUGGAGUGAGGCUCAGCAGUACUGCAGAGAGCACUUCACUGACCUGGCCACGAUAGAGAGAGAGGAGGACCUGAGCAGAGUCCACAUCCCGGCUGGUCAAGUGGCUUGGAUUGGUCUUCAUGAUGACCCUGCUGCGUGGUUUCAAGUCAUGACCAAUGCCUCCAACUCCUGGAGAUGGUCUGUCACUGGGGCCACCAGCCCUGGAGGCUUCCAGAACUGGAAGACAGUAAAUCCAGAUAAAUGGGCUGUUCAGUCCGGUGUCAAACAGUUCUUUCUGCUGAAUGACAUAAGCAGGACAUGGCUCGGCUGCCAGAGCGUGUGCAGACAGAAUUACACGGACAUGGCUCAGAUCGAGAGUGCAGAGGAGAACCAGGCUGCGGGGGCGGGUUUAUUGUAUAAUACCUGGAUCGGUCUGUACCGAAACAUAUGGCUCUGGUCGGACCUCAGCAACAGCAGCUUCAGGAAUUGGAAGCUUGGAUCACCCAAGAACGAAAAUAACAAUGAGCACUGUGUCCAUAUGAAUGAAGACGGCCAAAUGCAGGACGACACCUGCUCAGAACCACAAAAGUUCAUCUGUCAUGGAGGUCAAGGAGGGAGAGGAGCAGGUCAAAGAGGGAGGAGAAGGUCAAAGAGAGAGGAGCAGGUCAAGGAGAGAGAGGAGCAGGUCAAAGAGGGAGAGGAGAAGGUCAAGGAGGGAGAGGAGCAGGUCAAAGAGAGAGAGGAGCAGGUCAAAGAGGGAGAGGAGCAGGUCAAAGAGAGAGAGGAGCAACAUACAUUAUGA